UCGUGCAAUAAAAAGGCUCCUUCGCCCAGAUGCUAUUUAUGUGAAUCGGUUCAUGUGCGCCGAGAGUUUCAGCCCAAUUUUCUCUCUCUCUUUCUCGCGGGGUCAAUUCCAGAGCUGAAAUUCCGCCGUCACAGAGAGCGCACAGCUAUUUUUAGUUUGUUUUCAUCCGAGUCAGCUGGCGUGCGUUUGUGCCUUUUGAUUUCACCAUUUUUUCGCGACCCUCCAAACGUCCGGCUGACAUUUGAUUGUGCGAGCGUCUGAUGCGAGAACGCCGAGCGGUGAAAACUUUGCUGGGCCGUCCAAACCUCGAUCACAACGCCCGUCGAAAACGAAUUUACUUUGGGCAGGUCGGCCAGCGCGGUGCCCUUGGCCAACCCGCCCGAUGUUGACGACCCUGCCAGCAACAAGGCCCGGCCGCCCGCGCCGCUGAGCGUGCCCCAUGUGGCGUCCUCGCCCUCGAUGCACCCCAACAACAAACGCGCGACCUGGCGGGACGACUUCUUCGACGACGACGACGCCAACCCGCCCUCGGCGCCCAACAACAGCGGCAGCAGCAGCAGCUCCUCCACCAGCAGCUCACUCGAUGAAGCGGCCGCCCCUCCUGAUGGCGGAUGGGGAUGGGUUGUGGUGGCGGCGUCGUUCAUGGUCAACCUGAUCGCCGACGGCAUCACCCUCUCCUUUGGCGUCAUCUACCUGGACUUCUUGGACAAGUUCGAUGCCGGCAAGGGCAGCACCAUGUGGAUCGGCUCGUUGUUCAUGGCGAUGCCUCUGCUGUGCGGCCCGAUCGCCUCGUUUGCCACCGACCGCUACGGCUGCCGCAAAGUCACCAUGUUUGGCGCCGUCUUGGCCGCCGCUGGCUUUGUGCUCAGUUCGCAGUGCAACUCGAUGCUGCUGCUGCUAGUCACCUUCGGCAUCGCCGGCUUCGGCCUGGCGCUCUGCUACGUUGCCGCCGUCGUCAUCGUCGCCUACUGGUUUGAGCGGAGACGAUCCCUGGCCACCGGGAUCUCCCAGUGCGGCAGCGGCAUUGGCACUUUUAUUUUUGCGCCGCUCACACAGUUUCUUCUGUCAAAGUAUGGCUGGCAAGGAACAUCUUUCAUCUUGGCCGGCUGCUUCCUCAACCUGGCAGUCUGCGGCGCCCUGAUGCGCGACGUCCGGCCGCAGAGCAGGCAACGAAAACGCCUCUCGAGCGAGACAGAAAAAUCGACAGCGCCGCCGGCAGAGCUUCCGAAUCCGGACGAACUUCGGCAACUCCUGGAAAACGGCGGAGAGGAAGCGAACCGCCUGUGCAGCUCUCUGGUGGCCCUGCCGACCUUUGUCAAGAGCGGCGAAAAAGUCCCGCUGGAGGCGCUGCAGCGAUUGGCCGCCCAGAGGCCAAUGUACGACGUGCUCGUGCAAAACUACCCUGGCCUGCUCAUGUCCCACAGUAUGAGUGCCGGCGGCAGCAAAGAAGACACGGCUCUCGCCAUUCCCGAAAACACUCUUGCCCCUCCGCAGAAUUCGCACCAUCCGAGAAAACUGCACUCGGCCUUUCUCAAAGACCUAAGAGUUCACAGGCAUUCGCUAACAUACCGAGGAGCAAUGUUGAACAUCAAUCGCUACCGCUUGAGAGCUUCGUCCUGUCCGGACAUUUAUCGCAACUCAAUGACCACAAUUGAUGAAGAAAAAGACACGUGGUACUCGGGCCUAGCUGAAAUCAAGAGUGUGAUGCUGGACAUACUGGACUUCUCGUACUUCACAGAUCUUCGCUUCACGCUCUUCACCCUUUCGAACUUUCUCCUCUACUUGUGGUAUGAUGUGCCUUAUGUCUACCUGGCCGACUACGCCAAAGAGUUGGGCUUCGCGGAAAACAAAGCUUCGAUGUUGAUCAGCGUCAUUGGCUUGUUAAACAUGGUCGGAGAGAUUGUGCUUGGCUGGGUCGGAGACAAAACGUGGAUCAGUGCGAACCACGUGUACGCCAUCUGCAUGGUCAUCUGUGGCGCCGCCACUGCGUUGAUUCCACUUUUCACCGAUUACAACAUCAUUGCUGUGAUUGCGGGCGUGUUUGGCCUGUUCAUUGGUGCCAAUUACUCGCUUACAUCAAUUAUUGUGGUUGAGCUGAUCACACUGGACAAGUUCACGAAUGGUUACGGACUUCUGCUGCUCAUCCAGGGCAUUGCCAAUCUUGUAGGCCCACCAUUAGCCGGUUGGAUAUAUGACAUAACCGGAAACUACGACCUCUCAUUCUACCUAGGCGGCUUCUUUAUUGCCGUCUCUGGAGUUCUCCUCAUGAUUUUGCCCUUCGUCGAGACAGUCAAGAACCACAAAAGCAAAAGCCGCAAAGAGAAGAAGACGGUGAUGCAGGUCAACGGCAAGAAACCAACUCAAAUCAUCACUCCGACCACCGAGAAGGAAGCUAUGAAAGCCGCCAACGUUUGAAGUUUUAAAUUUUCUGAUGGGGAAGAAUCUCUCUCGUCGCCUCGUCCGGGGCGUAGCAUUUUUCCAGCUUUCCUUGCUUAAUUUUUGUAGCUCAAAGGUGAAACUCAAGGAAAGCAGUUGUUUGUUUGCUCUCAAGUGAUUUGGGCUUUAAGCGCACUGAGAAGAGAUUUUCUGUGUCGACCCGAGAGAGGGAUUUCAUGAAUGAUCUCAAAUAUAUGCGCGCAGGCAUCAUGCAAUAUUAAUUCACAAUCUUCCGCCUGCCAUUUUCGAUAUGCUUGAAAGCAACUUGUUGUUGCUGGACGAGUCAAGUUUCACUGGAAAUACGAAAGCUCGGUCAAGUCUGUCUGGCUCUUUCUAAUCAAAGUCAUUCUCGAGGGAUGGGCGUCGCACCAAAAGUUGCCACUGCCGCUGUGAUCGAAACCAUUCUGAAUUGCAGACAGCAUGGUCAUGUCAAGGGAAAAAUAAUUCUGCUAGACUUCAGUCAAUAAAAGACUAGAAGAGAAGACACUUACAUUGGAUGUAUAUUGUGUUCCUAUUUAUAUAAUAAUUAUACUUUUUGCCAUUUGUACGACCAACACUAAUUUUUCUUUGCGAAAAGGGCUGUUUCAAUGGGCUAUAUUAUUAAUUUGCAACUACGUACGAUAUGAUUGCCUGUAGAUGCCUUAACUUUGAUUUCUGCAAUUCAACUGGAAAAAUUAGAAGAGAAAAAAUGUAUACUGUGUAAUUCUGAAGGGGUAAUAAAACCUACAAGCUCAUAACAA
Neocloeon triangulifer is the source of this 3176-nucleotide messenger RNA. Its product is annotated as monocarboxylate transporter 9-like. Bases 460 to 2415 code for a protein of 651 amino acids. Lineage: Eukaryota; Metazoa; Arthropoda; Insecta; Ephemeroptera; Baetidae. The transcript is spliced from 8 exons. Gene Ontology annotation, biological process: monocarboxylic acid transport; transmembrane transport. The record is from RefSeq and is a predicted model, not a curated record. Gene Ontology annotation, molecular function: monocarboxylic acid transmembrane transporter activity.